Molecule: messenger RNA, 2253 nt
Organism: Aphanomyces invadans
Lineage: Eukaryota; Oomycota; Saprolegniomycetes; Saprolegniales; Verrucalvaceae
Exons: 13
Coding region: 1-2253 (750 amino acids)
Molecular function (GO): phosphatidylinositol binding; protein binding
Source: RefSeq, a predicted model, not a curated record
AUGUGCGGCGGAUCUCGAAACGGUGAAACGGCUGGCCGACAAGAGGACGAGAUGGGAGCGGGGGCGUCGUUCGAAGUGUUUGCGCCGGGGGAGCUUGAAGGCGAAAUGCACGCCAUGGACGCCGCCACGUCGUCGUCGAGUUCGUGGGAGAUGUUCAAGGCCGGCUACGACACAAUCGUACACACGAUCAUUCGACCGCCGCGACAUGAGUACUCGGAGAGCGUCGCAUUAGGCCCUUCACGCUUUGACGCAGACGACGGGACAAAAGUAUCACGUUUCGAUCUGACGAUCUUGACGGCGCAGAAUGAAGCAUUGCGCUGCAGCGUGUGGGACUGUGACACGGGCCGGAAUUCGUGCGUGUUGUACUUGCAUGGCAUCAGCGGGUCGAGAGUCGAAGGGCUUGCGCUCCUGGGGCCAGUGCUGCGUAUGGGCCAUGCGUUUGCCGCCAUGGACUGCCGCGGAUCGGGUCUGUCGGACGGGAAAUACAUUUCGAUGGGGCUUACAGAGCACGAAGACGCGUGGGUCAUGCUCAAGGCUCUGCACAAAUUCCGGUGUGGCCAAUUUCAGUCGGUGCACAUUUGGGGGCGGUGCAUGGGGGCGAAUGCUGCGUUGAUGUUGUUGCAGGGUGGUUCGAUUCAAACGAUUUCGGCGUCGGUGCCGCUCAAGUCGGUCGACUUGGGCGUCCAAGAGCUGUGUGGAGAUGACCUCAUGGUGGUCACGUCGUCACAAACGAGUGCCUAUGCGGACGUGGCCGUUGGGGACAUGCUCGUGGCUGUCGAUGGUCGCGACGUGCGGGGAAAGACCAGUGGGCACGUCUUGUCUCUGCUGGCCGAAGCGUCGCCCGACACGAGAGUUACGUUGUGCGGGCUUCGCCGCGGCCGACCGAUUCCGCCAUCCACCAGUCGUGGAACCGGCCCGACGUCGUUCAUUCCAUGGAUGGUGCUGGACACAGCAUUCAUCGACUUGAGUACCGUCCUGCACGACAUGGUGACAACAGCACAGUCGUCCGAUAUUGGGUGGCAAAUUCCGUCCUUCGUCGUGUCGGCGGGCAUCGCGCUGCUUCGGUCGACCAUAAAACGAACGGCUGGCUUUGACUUGCAUGCCGUCGCCCCGCGGGAGUGCAUUUCCAAGGCGAUCGUACCUUCCGUGUUUGUGCAUGGCAUGCAGGACUCGUUUGUGCCCCUUCGCCACAGCGAGUCGAUCUUGAAAGCAUACAAUGGAGACAGCAAGACGACACUAGUGUCGUUUCCAGGCACGCAUGAUUCGUUGCGAUCGCGGGACUUGAUCGAAUCUGUCUUGACGAAAGCGCACAUCCUCAGCCACACGACGUCCUCCGGGCCGCCUACAGACGACGAGCUAGCGAUUCGCCGGCAGUUGUUUCCAUCAACGGCAGUGUAUCCCACGUGGUCCACGCCAUCUCAGUCCACAUGGAAAGACCAGGAUGCAUCGUUAAUGGAGACGCCACGCGCUGACGACGCGUCCAUUGCGCCAUACACGGCGUAUGCCACGUCGUAUCGUGAGGCGUCAGCGUCGACAGGUGGCGGGACCCACGUCGAGUACACCAUCAGCGUGUUUGCCCCGGGGCAUCGCUUCGUCCAGCUAUCUCCGAGUGCGCUCAAUGUGUUUGGGGCCAAAGAGAAGCUGUCGGAAGGUCGCACAACCCAGGACACGACUUCGCCUGACGACCACGAGAUCAAGUCGCUGUGGAAGACAUUCACGUCGCAGGCAAAGCGAGCGACAGGUGCAUCCUCGUCGUCUCCACAUCGCCGGAAGUCUUGGUUUGGACCGUCGUGGCGGCAAAAAGGCGGGGUGACCGCCGAACGCAAACAUGAACCCACUGAAUGGAGCGACUUGGGAAAUGCAAAGGAGGGCAGUGUCGACGACGAUGCCAAAGACAACGAUGAAUCCGAUGCGUCGCAGCACCAGGAGGAGUGCACGACGGGAGAAAACGUUUCCGGAGUGGGUGGUGGAGACGACGCUGGCGUCCGUGGGGCAACUUUUCAAGUAGACCGGCGCUACCACGACAUCAAGCUGUUGUUGACGAAGCUGAGCGCCCUUCCUGGAGGCCUCCCCAACGAGCUCCAGACCAUCCGAUCGAAGCUGGUGUACUCGACAAAGAUUGGCUCGGCUCGGUUGGACGAGCGCAUCCAGCUACUGAAUGCGACGCUGCAAGUGAUCUGCUCGUCGGCUGUGCUGUGGAACCACCCUAUCGUGCACCAGUUUUUGUGUCUCGACGACGCGUCGACGACUUAA